Molecule: messenger RNA, 2116 nt
Organism: Dermacentor silvarum
Lineage: Eukaryota; Metazoa; Arthropoda; Arachnida; Ixodida; Ixodidae
Product: elongation of very long chain fatty acids protein AAEL008004
Exons: 1
Coding region: 126-950 (274 amino acids)
Biological process (GO): very long-chain fatty acid biosynthetic process; fatty acid elongation, saturated fatty acid; sphingolipid biosynthetic process
Cellular component (GO): endoplasmic reticulum membrane
Molecular function (GO): fatty acid elongase activity
Source: RefSeq, a predicted model, not a curated record
CUUGAAUUCGGAAGGAAGACGAAUGGAAAAAGGACGCGUCUUAAACACGCGCACCUCAGAUACGCAUCGGGCCGCGCGAAGUUCACUUCUCCGUCUUCCAACUGCCCAGGUCCGCAGGAAGCGCCAUGGAGAACUACACAGAUUCCGAAUCGGCGUCAGCUUUCUUCCGGCGUGACCCGCGCACCGCCGACUGGGCUCUGGUGGGCAACAAGCAGUUCAUCGUCUUUCUAGUUGCCGCCUAUGUUUACAUCGUCAAGAUCGGCGGGCCUCGGUUCAUGAAGGAACGCAAGCCCUACGACAACAUCAAGCCCCUGAUCUUGCUCUACAACGCUGUCAUGGUGCUACUCAACUGCUACUUCGUCGGUGCAUUCUUCUCGAGGAGCUAUUGGGGCGGCGGCUACAGUCUUUUCUGCCAGGGCAUCGACUUCCAGGCACGGGAUGCGCUGACGAUGAGCAUGCUGUCUCACGUGUGGUGGUACGUUAUGGUGAGGAUUGCCGACUUCCUGGACACCAUCUUCUUCGUCCUGCGCAGGAAGGACUCGCACAUAUCGUUCCUGCAUGUCAUCCACCACAUCUUGGUCGUCUUCAACGGUUGGUACGGCCUAGCCUACGGAGCAGAUGGACACGCUGCCUUCGGCAUCAUCUUCAACAGCUUCGUGCACGUAGUCAUGUACUCCUACUACUUCUUGUCUCUGUUGGGACCCUCGGUGCAGAAGUACCUGUGGUGGAAGCGCUACCUCACCCAGUUCCAGCUGGCGCAGUUUGUACUCAUGUUCUUCCACAUGACCGUACCGCUAUUCGUGAACUGCGGUUACCCUCUGGCGCAUAUAUGCAUCACGUUGCCACAGGGCGUCUUCUUCUUCGCAAUGUUCAUGAACUUCUACAUCAAGAGUUACUCUAAUCGAAGGAGGCCUCAGCAACGCGAGGAGGUCAAGAACAAAGUUCAGUAAUUUCAGUCAGCUGUAAGUCUGUUAAAAGGAAGCACUCACUUUGCGACAUUGCAGUUUUUUUUAUUUCUUCUUGUUCUACUUCUUUUUUUUUUUAGCGCAGGCAAUGAGAAGUCUUGCAAGGGUUAGUGUGUAUUACGGUCGCACAGAGUAAAACACGUGAAAAAUCAGCUGUUAGGCGUCGGACUCCGCACUUCAUUACCUCCUCCUAGUCCUCACACCUCCUGUAGACAAGCCGAUAGAACAUGUGACGUGUGGCGUCCUGAAGAUUGAUUUGUUGAGGUUGCGAUUAUCGAAAGGAUCACAGCUGGCCUUUGGUUUACGCAUGCUGCAGACAUAUAAGUGUGCAGAAAAGGCCUGCAUGGGCUCAAUGUGAAGCUCGAUUUCAAGUACAGUUAAGCGAACUAAAUACGAAUGUGACGAAGUAGACACGGCAAAAAAAAAAAAAAAAAAAAAAAAAAGAAAACUACGCCUGAGAGCAUGAAUGCUCACAGCAUAUGCUGGCUUACACAGUUAUAUUCCUGUUCAUUUUUCCCAAGAGCUCUCUGAUUGCAAAGCUUAUGUCACGGGGACACAUAUUGUACAAGCACGCUCUGGCGUUAACUUCUUGCUCUCUCUAUGCUUAGCGAGCUCGUUUCAGCAAGGACGUGAUAAUUAGAAUUCGAAAGCAACGUUGUGAAAUGCCUUCCUUACAAAGCUGUGCCCGUCAUCCCGUCGUAGCGACUGUGAUCACAAGAAAUAUGCAAUCAAGUAAGCAUCGAUCUCAUGCAGUGCUUGCACUUGACCAUUGAGGUAUCUCCAGACAUAAUUUCGUCAUCUUUCUUUGCGCGAACGUAUGUAUCGUAAGCAAACCAAUUUCAUUAUAGCAGCGAUAUUUCUUCUACAUUGUACGUACUCGGGUAACUGUUCAAGGUUUAAAUAUAUACUGCCGAGUACUGACACUAUUCCUACCCUAACGCUCUUGCUUUCUUUCUCACUAUCUCCUCGUGCUUAUCCUUUCCAUUUUGUUUAGAUUGUGUCGCCUAGUCAAAGAAUGUUGAAUGUGAGUGAACUAUUUUUUAAAAUGAUAGCCCACGCAAACCGUACCUUGUGCGCGCAUUCCUAUCGUCUCACUUGCUUGUAUCAUGUCAACAUUCUAACCUCAAGUAAACAGCUGGAGUGAGAAGUUG